AUGGCAGCUCCUGCCGAGCAGACUACCCAACAAGGGGCCCAGCCCGUUACUGUCGCGCUCCCGUCGGAUUGGACUGUCAACGAAAGGCAAAUGUGUGACCUUGAGAUGAUAAUUAAUGGAGCCUUUGCUCCGCUUCAGGGCUUCAUGUGCAUAUCCGAUUACCAAAGCGUUUUAGACAAAAUGACCCUGUCCAACGGCGAGGUUUUCUCCCUACCAGUUGUGCUGGCAAUUCCAAAGUCCUGCUGUGGUGAAACCACAGCAACUAACGUAUACUGGAUGAACUCUUCGCCCACAUUCGGCAAACAACAUGGCCGUAUGAUGCUACGUGAUGCCGUUGGAACUGUAAUCGCCCACCUAGAGGUUGAGAGCGUCUACCUCCCAGACCUGGAAGAGGAAAUGCAGAAAGUGCUCGGGACCACUGACUCCAACCAUCCUUAUGUAAAAUACUUGCUUGAUAAUCACAAAGACUGUUACUAUGUGGGUGGCAAGGUUACUCCAGUGAACCCCAUUACGCAUUUCAACUUUGAGCAGUACCGUAUAUCUCCAGCCGUUUGCAAGGAGAUGAUAACAGAGAAGAAAUACGACGUUGUAGUGGGAUUUCAAACGCGCAAUCCGCUACACAAGUGUCAUUACGAGCUGAUUAAGCAUGCUCUACAACGGGCAGCUAACGACGAGAAGAAAAGGCCAAUGCUGCUGCUGAGUCCUGUUGUUGGCCCAACCCAGCCAGGUGAUGUGCCGUACUACCUUAGAGCGCGGUGCUAUGAGCACAUCAUCCAUCAUUUCUUGCAGGAUGAGGACUGCAAAUUUACACACCUUUGUCCGACAACAACAACCACCCCUGACCGAAGCCCUACUAACAGCCAGCAGGGGCACAGUGUGGACUGGGCACGCAGCAGCAACAAUUCAAGCAAUGCAAUACUUGUGCUCAUUCCUUUGGCCAUGAGGAUGGCUGGCCCAAGGGAAUGCGUCUUGCACGCACGCAUCCGCAAGAAUUACGGCUGUACUCAUUUCAUAGUUGGACGAGACCACGCAGGACCCUCAACAAGAAAGAAAGACGGGACACCCUUCUAUGGCCCGUAUGAAGCACAUACGCUUCUCGCGUCGGUCUCUGAGAAGCUCGGUAUCACCCCCAUCUUCGGUGAGGAGAUGAUUCACGUUGGGGAGAAGCACGGGGGAUAUAUCCCUGCCGGGAAGCUUGAAGAAAUCCGAAAGACUCACCCCAACGUAACAGUUAACACCAUCUCUGGCACUCAGUUCCGCAAGCUUUUGGUCUCGCGGGCCCCCAUUCCAGAGUGGUUUUCCUUUUCUGACGUUAUCGGGGAGCUACAGCAGUUCUACAAACAAAAUCACGAACGGGGGCUUUGCGUAUACUUCACAGGUCUUCCCUGCUCAGGCAAGAGCACUCUGGCAAACGCCCUGGAGGCCACUAUUCUCGAGAACCGCAACGAGAAGAGAAAAGUGACCCUCUUGGAUGCCGAUGUUGUUCGCCAGCACCUUUCAAAGGGCCUUGGAUUCAGUCGCGAAGAUCGCAGGCAAGGUUUUGUAGUCACGAAUGUCCGCCGUAUUGGAUACAUUGCUAGUGAAAUCACAAAACAUGGCGGCAUUUGCAUUGUGGCUAACAUCGCUCCGUACACCUGCGAUCGCGAGUUCAAUCGCAAGCUUAUCGAGCAAGAAGGCGGUGUUUACGUUGAAGUGUACGUGUGCACGCCUUUAUCGGUGUGCGAGGAGCGCGACAUAAAACAUUUGUACAAGAAGGCGCGUCAGGGCAUUAUCAAGCAGUUCACGGGGGUUUCAGACCCGUACGAGGCACCUGAACGCGCCGAGCUGACAAUUGACUCCAGUUCUGACGUUAAGGCGAAGGCUGCACAAGUCCAUCAGUAUCUCAAGGACCAGGGAUACAUCUUGUCAGCACAUCCGAUAUCCAAAAGCUGUUAA
Cyclospora cayetanensis is the source of this 1935-nucleotide messenger RNA. RefSeq names its product probable bifunctional SAT/APS kinase. Bases 1 to 1935 code for a protein of 644 amino acids. NCBI's taxonomy places the organism in Eukaryota, Apicomplexa, Conoidasida, Eucoccidiorida, Eimeriidae. Gene Ontology annotation, cellular component: cytoplasm. Gene Ontology annotation, molecular function: ATP binding; adenylylsulfate kinase activity; sulfate adenylyltransferase (ATP) activity. The transcript is spliced from 7 exons. The record is from RefSeq and is a predicted model, not a curated record.